Molecule: messenger RNA, 573 nt
Organism: Macrosiphum euphorbiae (potato aphid)
Lineage: Eukaryota; Metazoa; Arthropoda; Insecta; Hemiptera; Aphididae
Source: the annotation of a GenBank genome assembly
AUGUCUACUUUGAGGACAUGGGCUUCUACAUUCACAAUUCAACCUGGUGUUUUAACUAAUGUAUUAAAACUGAUGAAAGCCAAAGGUGAUUUUUUAACUGAGGAGGAAAAAUUAACAGUAAUUUCUUUUGACGAGACAUAUAUUUCACACAGAAUUUGUUAUGACAAAAAAUUUGAAAAAGUAUAUGGUCCACACAGAUGCGUUCAAACCGUUGUAGCUAGAGGGUUAUUGAGCAAUUGGAAACAACCAAUAUUUUAUAACUACGAUACUUCUAUGACAAAAGAAUUACUUAAUAACAUAAUACAAGCACUACAUGAAAAUGGUUUUAAUGUGAUCGCUAUUGUGAGUGAUAUGGGUUCUUCAAAUGUUGGAUUGUGGAGAGAUAUGGGUAUUUCUAUAACAAAUACGUCAUUUAAACACCCGAUGACUAAUAGAAAUGUACAUGUGUUUGCUGAUGUGCCGCAUAUGUUAAAACUUGCAAGAAACCAUUUUCUCGAUCAAGGAUUCAUAUUACCUAAUGGUAAAUACAUCGGGAAGAAUAUAUUGCAACAAUUAAUCAAGUUGAACGAAUGA